Molecule: messenger RNA, 3411 nt
Organism: Fusarium poae
Lineage: Eukaryota; Fungi; Ascomycota; Sordariomycetes; Hypocreales; Nectriaceae
Gene: PAN2
Product: poly(A)-specific ribonuclease
Exons: 9
Coding region: 1-3411 (1136 amino acids)
Biological process (GO): mRNA processing; nuclear-transcribed mRNA poly(A) tail shortening
Cellular component (GO): P-body; PAN complex
Molecular function (GO): poly(A)-specific ribonuclease activity; nucleic acid binding; protein binding
Source: RefSeq, a predicted model, not a curated record
AUGGACGCCGACUGGGAUGAGGUCACCCGGAUACCCUUUCCGCCUCCGGGCGUGCACGCGAUGCCGACGCCUGUAACUACUAUGACCUUUGACACUGUUCAGGAACUCCUUUGGACAGGCAACGAUUAUGGUCGAGUCACAUCCUUCUACGGCCCCGAACUUCAGCGGUACACAUCGUUCAAAGCGCACACCUCCGCCGAAGGUCCCGUCCGCCAGAUACUCGUCAACGAAAAAGGUGUCGUAGCCUUGGGACCUCAGGAUCUUCACAUGGCUUUACGAAGGGGGCCGUAUGUAUGGCAUAUCAAGCAUGAUGAUAUGAAAGAUUUACGAUGCAUGAGUUUUACAUCGAAGGGAACGGCAGAAAUCGUUGCUGCUGGCUGGCAAGAUACGAUGCUUGUUGUUGACCUUACUAAGGGUAAUGUAGUCAAACAAGUACCUACCGAACACCAGUACACCAUGAUGAAGCGUGGGCGCCUUAUAUGUGCAGCUACCAGAAACGGCACUGUCAAUCUCUUGGACCCAGUCAGUCUUGCGGUUGUCAAGUCAUGGAGUGCCCAUUCAGCUUUAAUCAACGACAUGGAUGCGCAGCACGAUUUCAUUGUCACUUGUGGUUUUUCACUUAGGCCGGGCCAGGGUUACAUGCUCGAUCCCUUCCUCAAUGUGUUUGACCUGAAGAAAAUGUCAUCCAUGCCCCCUAUACCCUUCCCAGCAGGUGCUGCCUUUGUGCGAAUGCACCCGAGGAUGCUUACCACUAGUAUCGUGAUAUCUCAGAGCGGUCAAAUCCAUAUCGUGGAUCUUAUGAAUAUUAACACUAGUAACGUCCGACAGGCUAACACCCUCGCCUUAAUAGGCAUGUUUGAGAUUGCACCUUCUGGUGAUGCCAUGGCGUUAACGGAUUCUGAGAGCAAUAUUCACUUGUGGGGAUCACCAUCAAAGCUUCGUUUCGUGGAAUAUCCACAACCUGUCGAGUUCGCUACCCCACAAGAGCCUUUGCCCAACAUCGAGUGGACGGAAGAGACUCCUUUCAACACAAUUGGCAUGCCCUAUUAUCGAGAAGUUCUAGCAUCCGCUUGGCCAGCUAUACCCUGCGAUGUCGGGGCACCCCCCGUCAAGUUCGACGCACAGUUUCUGUCAGGACUCAAAGCCACAGAGUUUGGACUCUAUGGACGAAACACCAGGGGAAUGCGAAGGAACCAGGUCGAGAACACGCGCAACGUUCAUAAGUCGGGUAGCUCUGGGCUCAAAGCCCCCAAGUUCCUCAGCGAGAAGGCUCGUGAGCUUGCCUCUAGUAAUGUUGCGGACUCUGAUGACAGAAUUGAUGAGAUGCUUGGUAGUCUUGCCGUUUCGGGGAUUGAAAGCAAAAAAUCCGAAGUGCCCAUGAUGUAUCGGACUGUGGAGAUCAAGUAUAGUAGGUUUGGAGUUGAAGACUUCGACUUUGGAUUUUUCAACAAAACCCGUUACUCCGGACUUGAGACACACAUUUCUAAUUCGUAUGCCAACUCUCUCUUGCAGAUCAUGCAUUUCACUCCUGUCAUCCGAAACUUCGCUCUUCAGCAUGCUGCUACCUCUUGCGUAAGCGAGAUUUGUCUGCUUUGCGAGCUUGGAUUUCUAUUUGAUAUGCUUCAGAAGGCUGAAGGCUCGGUUUGUCAAGCAACGAACCUGCUUAAGACGCUUAGUAGCCAUCCUCAAGCGGGCCCGCUUGGCCUCCUCGAAGAAGACCCCCAUGGGUCAUCUCUUAAUGUGAUGCUUCAGGGGCUUACUCGCUUUCUUUUGGAUAAAAUUGUACACGAUGGCAAGGCCAUCAAACCAGCUUCGCCUGAUAUUGACCAGGUGCUGGCUACCUCCGCAACAACCCUCAUCAAGUGCAUUAAUUGCAGAAGUGAGUAUACUCGCCCUGGCUCAACGUAUGUGAACGACUUGCUUUACACUUCUGCUGCUGCUGCUGCUGGGGGCCGAGGUGUCAAGUUGCCUCGCAUCACAUUCUCUCAAGUUCUGAAGAACAGCAUCGAAAGGGAAACAACUUCCAAGGGAUGGUGUAGUCGAUGUCAACGCUACCAGACUAUCGCCACUAAGAAGGGUAUCCAUAGCAUACCCGAAGUGCUUAUGCUAAACACAGCCAUAACGAACCAAGAACAACGGGCACUUUGGUCAACACCGGGAUGGCUACCUGAGGAAAUUGGAAUCAUUGUGGAUAGAGAACAAAUGUUCUGCUAUGAGGGUGAAGAUUUGAAGCUCCAUCUCCAGCGAGGCAUGCACAAGAUAAAAGUAUACUCAUUGACUGGUAUGGCCAUCAAUAUUGAGAGUGGACAAACACAGAAAUCACAUCUUGUGUCAAUGGUCAAUGUGGCACAUGCAGAACCAGGACCACAGGAAGAAAGUCGAUGGCACUUGUUCAACGACUUUUUGGUGAAAUCUGUUAGCACAGAAGAAGCGCUCACUUUCAAUACAUCUUGGAAAGUUCCUUCGGUUGUUGCGUAUCAGGUGAAGGACAAGGUCAACAAAAUUGACACAGAAUGGAAGAAGAACAUUGACACUUCCAUCCUAUACCAAGACUUCAAUCUCAACGGAGAUCCUGCAACAAAGACGUACCGGGUGCUCAACCCCGAUGAUGAAGUCCCUGGCCCAGAUACAAUCAUCGCGCUCGACACCGAAUUCGUUUCUGUGCGACAACCCGAGAUCGAGAUGAACUCGGACGGUGAAAGGGAGACAAUCCGUCCUACCGUACACGCACUUGCUCGGGUUUCUAUCAUCCGCGGCAAAGGUGAAGAUGAGGGUGUGCCAUUUAUUGACGAUUACAUCAACAUCAGAGAACCGAUCGUGGACUACUUGACAUCCUGGUCGGGAAUCACUGAGCAAGAUCUAGAUCCUCGGGUUUCGAAGCACAGCCUCCUGCCACUGAAGAUGGUAUACAAGAAGAUGUGGAUUCUUCUCAAUCUCGGAUGCAAAUUUUUAGGCCAUGGACUCAGUCAAGAUUUCCGAGUCAUCAACAUACAUAUCCCCAGGUCCCAGGUCAUUGAUACGGGCCAAUUGUUCUUCCUCAAGUCUCGACUACGAAAGCUAUCACUAGCCUUUUUGGCAUGGUAUCUUCUUAAAGAAGAUAUCCAAAUGGAGACGCACGACUCCAUCGAAGAUUCCCGGACAGCCCUCAAGUUGUAUAAGAAAUAUCUCGAGUUCCAAGAUGCCGGAAUCCUCGAUACGAUGUUGCAGGAUAUUUACCGUGGAGGUAGGGAUGUUAAUUUUAAACCGCCCCGAAAGGGUGAUGUGCCAAGGUCCGAUACGCCGCCUUUGCCCGAAAGCUCGACAGAGCCGGUCACACCGGUGAGAAACACCAAUUACUUGGCACAGACUCCCGGCUCUGCUUUCGGAGGCGGUUGCUGGACACCAGGAAAGGGUUCCCCACUACCGUCGUAG